GACAGGAGAGAGAGAGAGAGAGAGAGAGAGAGAGAGAGAGAGAGCGAAAGAGAGAGAGAUGGGUGAAAGUGGAAGCGGCGCCCAAGCAGCAAGGCUGAGCUUACGGAUGCAGAGGGAGCUCCAGAUGCUCCAUUCCGACCCUCCUCCAGGCGUCUCCCUCCGCCUUCCCGACCAGCCCAACGCACCCAACUCCCUUCUCUCCGUAAUCGAUGCCGAGAUGGAGGGUCCUCAAGGAAGCGCCUACAGCGACGGAGUGUUCCAUAUCAGGAUUCAGAUUCCUGAUAGAUAUCCUCUCCACCCUCCGAUUGUGACCUUCAUGACGCCCAUCUACCACCCCAACAUUGAUGAAGGUGGCCGCAUUUGUCUCGAUAUUCUCAAUCUCCCCCCGAAGGGGGCGUGGCAGCCAUCCCUCAACAUUUCCACAGUUUUAUUGAGCAUCGGCUUGUUACUAAGCGAGCCCAACCCCGAUGAUGGCCUUAUGCAUGAAGCAAGCAGAGAGUACAAAUACAACAGGCAGGCCUUCGACCAGAAGACCAGAUUUUGGACGGAGAAGUAUGCAAAAGCCACCACUACCUGUGGUGUUGCUGAAUCUAGUUGUCCUCUCAUAAGAAACCCUCCUCCACCUCUCGUGCAAUCUAGCAUGGAGGAAGUAGCUGCCAAAGCUAUGGAAGUCUCCCGAGUAUAUAACAACAAGAAUCCAUAUAAAAGUCUGUGUAGGAAUGUGCAAGAGCCUUCAUCAUCAGUAUCCAUUAAUAGCAAUGGAGAAGAAUGUUCUGCUAAAGGCCGUGGAUACCGUAAGCAGAGAUUGUCGCUGCCCCUCUCCAAUAAUAAAGUUGGUUCAUCUGUUAAACAUGUUCAACAGGAGCAAACACAAGAAGACGAACACAAGGAAAAUCAAGGCCUUAAGUGCCACAACCCAAAAUUGACACUCUCCCUAUCCAAAAGUGAGGGGGACGGUGCCAUAAUGCAGAAGCAAGGGCAAGCUGGUCAGUUUAAUGCAAACCAGAUGCAACCGGUGCUAAAGUUAAACUAUAAAGAUGGGAAAGUGGAAUUACCUACUAAGAAGGGAGAGACGACAGGUGCAUUGCAGUUGGUUGAUUCUAAUGUUGGUGAUGGAAAAAAGGAGCAGAUCACCUCGAUGAUUAUUGUGUCAGAUAGUGAAAGCGAGGAGGAAGAAAAUAUCAGACCACCAGCUAAAUUACGGUUCUCUCUCAGUAGAAGCAGGCCAAGGUGAUUCAUUGAAGGCCAUCGUCAGUCUAUUGUCCUUGUACAAUCAGCUGAGGGAGUUUUUUCGACAAGCUAAUCAAAUUUGUCAAUCAUAGAAAGGUAGUGGAAUGUGGUGAACUUGCUUGGAAAAAAAAACCCUCAAAUA
This is a messenger RNA of Nymphaea colorata (pocket water lily), 1372 nucleotides long. RefSeq names its product probable ubiquitin-conjugating enzyme E2 37. Lineage: Eukaryota; Viridiplantae; Streptophyta; Magnoliopsida; Nymphaeales; Nymphaeaceae. Gene Ontology annotation, cellular component: nucleus. The record is from RefSeq and is a predicted model, not a curated record. Gene Ontology annotation, molecular function: ubiquitin conjugating enzyme activity. The coding region runs from base 59 to 1234 and encodes 391 amino acids. Gene Ontology annotation, biological process: protein polyubiquitination; DNA damage response. The transcript has 6 exons.